UAAUAGUGGAGCGAUUUUUUUUUCGGUGAGAAGUUAUGGAGAUUUUCUGGGUUUAUUGGUUGGGCACCUGAGAUUAUUUUGAUAGGAAAAGGUGUUUUCAUAUUGAGGGCUAAGGGUGAGUCAUUCUGAAGCGGCCAUAUUCCCUGAAUUGUCGAUCGCCCAAAUGGGUCUGUUAGUUCCUAAGAUAUUGCGCAAUGAAAUAAAAUUAAUUCUAUAGCUAUCAAUAGCUUCUGGAAUCAGUCGUGAAGUUUCGUUCCAGUCCUCACGCAUCGCUAUUGAUCAAUUAGUUCUCGAGAUAUAGCUAACAAACUUAAUUGGAUUUGGAUAGCCGAUGCUAUAGAAUUCUUUGCCUUUUCAAAUAUUUUAUGGCCAAUACCCUUCGCUUCGGGCUUCUGCGAAUGAGCAGGUAUAAUUUUUUUUAUUAGGGUCAAAGCUACAUAUCUUCAGCAAUAAUAAUAGCAAUAAUAUCUUCAACUAUAGAAGAAAUGAACUUUUUUUUGUAGGAAUCGAUAGACAAUGAGAUGCCGAUAAAUUGUUCGGUACUCAGCUUGUUUAAUGGCGUUAAUUUGAAUCUAUUCAUUGAUAGUUAUUCAGUGAUUAUGCGAUAAAGUAACAUGCUAUUGGAAUGCUAUUGACAAAGUUUAAUCAGUUAAGCAGUAAAUCCGCGACUAAUCAUGUAAUUUUGAUGAACGAAAUUGUGACAAUCCUCGAUCAAUACUUUUCAAUCGACGAAAUUUUUUCAAAUUCACGGAUAUAGAUAGGGUACGAACACAGAUUUUCUGUAGCUAUCAAUCUGUCGGUCAACUAAUGAACGUUUGCAAUUUGCCCUUAAAUUUCAGUACAAAUAACAGAUCUCACAUUCGUAAUUUAUAAUCCUGGCAUCGAUCCAUCGAUCUCGAUAGAAAAAAAUCAUUACAACUGCUGGUAUAUACUCUUCAAUCCACGAUUGACUUUUUCCAGAAUCUAUUGAUACAAUAAUCUAAGAAUCCUAUAGCCCUACAGAUGAUGGCUCAUCUUUGUCAUAAAGUCAGGCCCACAAUGUUUUAUCGAGUACUAACUUUUCACCUUAAAUCCGUUAAUCAAUAGACCCAAAAAAUCUCACCAGUAGAUUUAUUACCUGCAAAUUAUUACCUAAAAUUAAUUAUUUUGCUGGAAAUGAGAGACUUUCAUCGGAUCUAGUCUCGGACUUCCUGAUAAACUAGCCUAGGUGAAUUGCAAAUGUAAAAGUGUAAUCAAUGUAAAUAGUUGAAAAAAAAAUCGCAAAACUAUUUGUGAAAAUCGAAAAAAAUCAUUUGACGAAUUUUUCAACAAUCGAUUUUUUUCGAUCCGUUUCCCUAGAGAUCGGAUAGUAUAUACGUUGUUAUUUCAUUCUGUCGUUCUUUUUUUUUUGUCGAGGGAGGAAACGCGAAAAUAUCCCAUACAUGUAGGGUGGAUAGAUGAAUUGUUAAUGCUUGUUUAUAAUUAAUGUUUUUUCUUCUUUGAUUUUUUCUGAGAAAGAGGAAAAUUACGGAAUGAUUGGAUAUUGCGAAUCCUUACUUGUGUCCUCUCCUCCACAACCCCGUGAAUUUUGAUCCCCAGUUGAAAAGUAUAAAUAAUAUAAAUAAUGAUGAUUUUUCGAGGAAUGAGUAAAGAAACCCCUUCUAGUGAUUAAGUCGUCGGAUAAAUAUAUAAAUAAAAAUAUAUGAAAAUAUGAAUAUAAUAUACAUAAUUAUAUAAAAUUAACAAUAAAUCAUUAAAAAUUAUUCAUACAUUGGGUAUCCAAUUAUUUAUAAUCCAUAAUUUAUUUAGCUGUCUAUUUUUUGAAGCUGAAUGGAAUUAGUUUUGAAUAAAUUCACGUUCGAAGCUGAGAAUUUAAAUUCAAUGACAUACGGAAUUUCUUUACUGACACAAGAAUGUCGGUAAUAUAGAAAAAUCAAAUACCAGUCGAUAAUUCGCCCGCCGGGUUCGACAAAGCAGAAACUCUUCUGUAUUUCAUUAAUAACAGAUUUCUUCUUUACAACAUGAAAAAAAUUACCGUAGGAAACCCUAGAUAAUGAAUAAUUUUUAUUGAUUUAUCGAAACUUCUGAAUAAAAACAUGACAACGUUCACGUUUUGAAAAAUAUUUUAAUGAACCGAAAAUUAAUUAAAUGUUCUUGAGUCAUCCACAGAUAGUAUUCGCUCACUGCACUCAGCUAUUGGCGGAUUUCUGUACAUGUUCAAUAACUAUUUAAGUUUUAAACCGAUUGCGAUCCUGAUGGCUAUCGGUCAGACAUUCUUAAUACAUUAUUAAGACGUUUGCAAUAGGGAUUUCGGAAUUUUUCCCUUGUCCCAUCGGCAAAUGCUCCAGCCAGCGAGAAUAACAGUCUAGAGUAAACAAUGAAAUCAGUUUGGCAAACAUGACGGUAAAUGGAGGUUUUAAUAAGGGCCUGAUUAAGAAGCGAGUUUUUACGAUGUUUACGGAACAUGGGAAUCCCCCUUGUUGUCUGACGAAACAGAUUGACCGAUCACUGGAAUUGUCACGAGGGGUUGCGUCUGUCACGUGUGUCAUGUGCGAUGAAAUUUAUGGGAGAAGUUAUGUACCUGUCAAGGGAUGAGGACGAACGGGGUGGAGUCUUGGCGUCGCCACAAGUCUCAUUGGGGGAGAAUGGUGCAACCUAUCAGGGAUGAUAGCCCGGCCAAGAUGGCAGGGUGGGGAUGGUUGCGUCAAUCGAUAGGUCUUACAUACAUCGCCAUUUCACGGGAAUGUGUGGGGGAGGUCGAUGAUUAAGAAAAAUAAUUGUUUAUCCUCGUCGGUAUAAUUUUUCUAGUUGUGCACUAAAGCAAGAGGUUCGAUAAUUAAAAUAAAAAUUAAUUACGGAGAGUCCAAUGAAAAUGAGUCAGCGAGUUGAGCAUUUUUUACGAAAAUGCCCACUUUUCCCAAUUUUAAGUGGGCCCUUAGAUUUUCUAUGAAUAAUUUAUUUUAUUUAUGCAAAAUAUAUUUAUUUUCGAGAAUUUCGUGGCCCUCGUUGUGCUCCACAAUACCCUAAACACUAUAAAAAUAACUAGAUUCUCAACUACUUGUCCUUGUUCCAUCCUCAAAACAAUAAUAGGAGGAUUGACCCUCCAAAAUUUAGACAACUUUUACCUGUUCCGCCCUUGCCCGGUACCUGUGUGAACGGUCGUUACAGUUUUGCAACGGUUUACGGAGCGAAAUAAGUCGCACAUUGAGCUCGAGGAAGAGACUGUUCGAGUUUUGACGAGAUAUGGGGAAAAGGUCGAAUUUUUACUGGAUGAUUUAGGGUAUGUUUACCUGAAGCUAAGUACCUUGACGGUUCCCCUUCAUGGGUAUUUUCACUGUCCGGGGGGCGGAAAAUAAGGGCUCGUAACUAUUUCUGUAAAUAUAGGGAGAUCAGGGUAAGACCAGGGGGUGAAACGUUUUUGGUUUAUGUCCAAAACAUGUGGGGAUAUGUAAUUUCGUCUAUAGCCUGUCUAAUUAAGAUCUUUGCCCUCGUUAUCGUCUAUAGCCUGUCUAAUUAAGAUCUUUGCCCUCGUUAAUGUCGCCCACUUUGGCGGCACUGUUUUCUCACUUCACUGGCUAUUUCGUACUAGAACAAAAUUUUCCACUGAAGGCUGUGUAGUCUGGUAAUGACGAAAAACAUUUUAAUUACACUAUUGUUUGAUUGCAGUUGUUACAAAUACGUAUGUCUCCUCUACGAAACACGUCCUGUUUUUCACUGCGCAAAGAGGACGUUUUUUUUCUCUUGGGGCGACGCAAUCGCUCUUUGUUAAUGGAGAAAAAAAAUUGUGAAAGGAAUCGUUAUCGUUGUAUCUAAAUCUGUUGUUAAUAUUCCGGGACAAAAGAUUCGACUAUGUGCGCAUCAAAGCAAAAGAGCCAGUCGAUGAAAUCAGCUUUGUUUCUUAUCCGGUGAUGAGGAUCUGAAUAUGCAUUUGAGGGCUACAGGGGGAGCGGUGAAAUUUCAUUUCAGAAGCGGAAUGGGAUCGUUUGAGUUCUGCUAUUCGAUAGAGCAAGGUGUUUAAUGAAAACUUCAAAAAAAUAUCCCACGGGUUAUCGGUAUUUAUCUUCAGUUGAAAUCAAUUUUUAUCGGUGAUAAAUCAAGUAUCGAGCGCUCGCGUGAUUCACCUCAACAAAAAUCGGCGGAAUCGAUUAAAAUCAAUGAAAUGUCCGGUGCAAAUAUUGUGUAAUAAUCUUUGUUACAAAAAAUAAUAUUUUAAGCGACUUUUCGGUGACAUGAAAUUGAGGCCCGAAUUCAUUCCGCAGUUCGGGACCUGGUGAGUCAGGAAAAAUAUCGAAAAUCUGUUUAUCCUCGCGCACUCAAUGUUGUCUUAAUUAAACAAUUGACCUUCACCGAUAGGAAUUUAUGAUUUAUUGCAAAUAAAAAUCAGUGCAUACGCGGAAUGAAAUUUGAGGUAAAAAUUAGUUCUCCAGGGGGUGAAACAUCAUUUUAAUCACCAAAAUACCCUCCCAAGUUUAAUUUUUCCAACAAAACUUGACCUAAAAAGUAGUCGAUUGUCAUUUCGUCCCACGUUCGGCCCUCGACAUCUAAUUUUUAUCCAAAAUUUCGAUCGUCUAUAAAAACGCAUAACCCCUUCACGUGUAACUUGACCCUCUGCACAAUAUCGCGACGUAAAAUAAACCUUCGCACCGAAAAACAGUUUAACGCGUACAUAUCCUUAUUAUUUAUUUAUCUUUCUCUUUAUGCGUUACCUACGUGACCCCGGCGGGUGCCCGGGGACAAGUCCCGAUUUGCGGCCCGUUCUUACCGAGAUGCCGAGUGACACGCUGCAGGCCACAACCACAACAACGCCUACACACGCACCGAAAUUCUCAAUUUUUUCUCCCUGUUACAUUCCACUCCCCCAUUUUCAUGAAAAGUGAAUUUUAAAAGACCGGACUAAUCCCUUUUUCCAAAACAACUGGUGGAAAUAGGACGAGUCAUCAGCCCCGUCGCAUUAAGAAAUACUACCAGUUUUAUUAUUUUGGUAGCGGUAGGGGGCAAAAGGAUCAUUAUAAUCAGCUUUUGCCAGAGCUGUAACUGCAAAUUGAAAAAAAAACAGCCAAUGGGAAAUAGCCAAUCGGAGUGAUCUGUUGACCGCGCGGUAGGUUUGGUAUCAUCAGAGGGGCCCGCCCUACGUGAGGGGUUAAAAAAAAAUUACGGCAUUUUGGGCAUGCUAUGGUUGUCGGGAGUAGACCUUGGGGUCGCGUGUCAUUUCUCUGACUGUUAACUUCCAAUUUUUCGUAACACAGGGAAUCGGCAAUGGGAGGCUAUUGGCUCCAGGGUCAUCGGUCGCGUGGCUUUGACGAAUCUGUUUAGGGCCUUAAACCUGGAAGUUGUUUUUCGAAGGGUAUGGAUGGAUUAUAAACAUGGAAUAGUCUUUUGGGGGCCCACGGUGGGGCAUAACUACCGGGACUAUUGCUGCCUUUUGCCCAAUUUUGGUGCUCCUUCAGGAUUUUUAUUGACAGCAACUCCCGUUAACCUUCCCGGGGCCUGUUGGCAUAUGCUUCUUCUUUGAAGGAUGCUCACACAUCCCUUUUUUAAAAAAAAAACCGAAUGUUCUUCGCCGCCAAUUCGCUCAAGAAAAAUGGGCCUUUGUGUCAUUACAGUAAUUAAAAAAAAUAUUUCUCGCGUGGAAUCGGGCCUGAUUGAUCAUCGUUUAAAGUUGGAUCUUAUUUCUAGGACAAUGGAAGAGCGUCUAAAAAAUUUAUUCACCUGAAAAACAAAUUUCCAAAGAGCAAAAGUUGAUGAGUCCCAAUAUAGAUUUUUUAAACACUGAAUUUGAAAAAAUAUCAAUUCCCGAAAUAGAAAAAAAUCUAUGCGAAAAUAGGUGAUUCUGGAGUUUGUAAAACAACUGUCCUUGGAGCCACGCGUCGCCUGGGCCCCCCUCCUGGGUGUUUUAUGAUGGCCAAUAAUGUAACUCCGCAAUACAAGCAUCUUGGGCCUCCUACCUCACUCACACCUAUUUUCAUCCCAUAAUGCCUGGUAACAAGGACGUCAGAUGAUGACCCAAAGAUCCUUCAACGAUAGCCGGAAAAACUUUCAUAUUUACAGCAGUCAGUGCUGAAUGGGGCUCCACUUUUACGAGGGGCCCAUACCACCCCUCAUCCCCCUCGCGAUUGCUGUUUGUGAGAUUACUUAUUUUUCAUUAAAACAAAUUGUCGUGUGCCUUUUUGGCCUUCGACAAGGUCGUAGCAGAUGAGCAAAUGUUUUCUGCCUUAUUGCGUUACUGAGACUGGCAGAGGGUCCAAAAUAGCCGUGCGGAAUGAUUUCUUUGAGAGACCAGGGGGUACACCAAAAAUGCGAAUGGUUGAUAUAUCUAUUAUCAUUUCACCUAGAACCUUCCCAAAUGGGCCUUAUCCCAAAUCGAAGCUGAUCGAUCCUCUUUCCUGAAUCGUCUCAUUUUUUUGCGUGAAAAUUAUUUAUAAAAAGUCAUUGGAUUUUUUGUUAAAAUUUCAAAAAUCCAUUUUUUCCUCCAAAUUUCUUAUCUUCAAAGCCAUCACAUUUUUUUCACCAUCAACAAACCGAGACUAUUCGACUCCGUCACGAAAAUGCCGAGGAUAAAAGCCAAUUGAAUUUAAAUCAUGAAUACAAACGAACUUCCUAGUACUUUCACGUGAAAGACAGAGAGAUGAAAUACAGGGUUUAGCGAGGGAUAGUGAAUUUAACCCCCUAGUACCGUAACGUCGGCAAUCUGGUGGCAGCGUUGUGCCGAGUAAUGGGACUUCAAACUCCCGCAAUUCCCGUUCUCUUGGUUUCCACUCUUCGCUCGAGUCACCCCCCGAGGCGCAAAAUCUACCCCUCUCUCUUCUCUAUUACCCAAACGUUUCCCUGGUGUUCUGGAAGUGCCCGGCAACCACUCCAGCAUCGCUGGAGAGCUCCGUUAUCUCCUUACCUCGGAAAAGUAAUUUAUUCGUUAAUCGACGUGUUUCAGUUCUUUUAAAUCACUUGUGCGUAAAGACCGCACUCAACAGUCGGGGGAGACGGAUUUUCGGAAAUUCGAAAGCACAAAGUCGUUGCAAAAUUUUUUACAUAACUCUAUGAGGUAAAUGACGGAUUACGCACGUCCUGGAGAGGAAAUGAUGAUUGAAUCGUUCGGGAAAAUCUUGCAAUUGUCGUUUCCGCCCCCAUUUCUUUUCAUUUUUAUAAAAAAAUUAAUUUCUUGGGAUAAUUCACGUUAUCGGAGUACCUUGAAGAAGAAGUAAAUGAAGAUGUAGAAACAGGAGCUGAACUUAUCAGUGAGAUAAGAAAUAUUGGAUACAGUAAAUACUCCUGGGAUCAGUCGGUAUUGCUUUAUGACACCAGAGAGAAGAGAGCGCAGUUUCGUUUCUUAUAUACACAACAAUCCUCACGUUCCGGGAAGUCUGGGUUUUUUUUUUGCAAAUCAUCAAAGGUCUUCCGAUGUUUGGCACACCUUUUACUGCAUCCGGGAGGGAGGCGGCUAUCGGAUUUACCAACACUUCGGUAAAUGUUGGCGGGUUGAGGUGAUAAGAUUGUGCCGAGCCGUCAGACUGAAUUUCGCGCACUCAAACCGAUAAUUGAUUAAUCGGUUCGACCAUUGCUGGAACGAAAUCCUCGAUGCACUGAUUUCUUACGGUUCUCGGUGGUAUUUUUUACGCUAUGGUUUCCAUUUUUUAUUUCACUAAACCUUCACACAAACGCUAAUUGACUGAUUUUUCAAUGAAACCCUUAUUUCCAAAAUUUAAUGCUGCACGGAUUUUUUUUUUUUUUGUUAAAUCAGGUAACUGUUCCGUAAUCUACCAAUCAGAACACUAUUCAGUAAAAAUUACGGAAAAAGACUCGCAGCUAAUUUUUGAAGAAUUUUUCUCUCCCCAUGAGAAAUUGAAAAAAAAAUUCUUUCAUGGCGUUCCACAAUUUGUUUUUUUUUGUUUAAUUUCUCCGCCCGCUUUUCCCGAUUUAUGAAUAAUCAUUACCACAAGGCAAUUCCGUAAACCGUACGUGUAGCGUCAAAUGAACUAUCCCCUGUCGUUCGUGAGAGGAACACGGGGCAGGAGGUGGGGUAGAGAGAUAGGAUGGUGGACGUUUGCCGGCUUUGGAUCAAAGGCGCCGCUAUCGACUCUCGAACGACAUGAAGCCGCUUUAUGCCCCUCUCUUGUGUAUGUGUAUUUUCCACGUGUGUCAAAAGUAUUGUCCUUUUGACUAGAUCCAAUACCGCAACACGAUGCUUCAAACGGAUAUUGGAAUCCAUAAACUUCAGGACGACGUUCAAUAUUGACUAGUCAAAAAUAAGAGAAGUGAAAAAUCACUUCAUCAUGUUUUUAAAAAUUUUUUCACUCUCGUAAUCGACAGUGAUAUUGGCACCAUUGGACUGGAGUGUCCCGGUUUAAAUGUCGAAAUGACGAUACAUUUUACCCCGAUUUAUUUCGAAUUACCAAUCGUUACGAGAAAAUGGUAUGGAUUCUCGCUGAGUAGCGGUAGUCCCAAAAAUGGGCCGCAUUUUCGAGUGGUCCUGACUUCCCAAAUCAACUCCACAAAUCGAGCCCUAUUUUUUUGGGGAUGAAAACAGCUCUUGAAAAUGGAUUUUGUUUAGAAUUUUUUUUCUUCGAGGCGUGGACGGACUGAUGGGUUGCAGGUGCUUGACAGGGCCCUAGUUGGGCCAGACUUUCCGUCUAUAGAAUGCAUUCACACUAUUUUGAGACAAAUCCAUUGUCUGCAAAACGACGGAGAGUUGGGAUAGAAUGUGAGUGAGGAAAGAAGGCAUGUGUUGCUUGGAAGAAAAAUAAACGCAUUGGGCCGUUAAUUGGAGCCACGAGGCACACACACGAGCGCGACCGAGAGGGUGUGGGGGAGGUCGUUAUUUAUUGCUCUUAUAACUCAAGACUCUGAGUGUGCAUAUUACGUGCAUAAGAGGAGUUUAAGUGUCCUUUGAAUCAUCGUGAGGAAUAUUCAUGAAAGAAAUUCUUGUGAGAUCGUAAACAGCGAAGCACAAGUAUUCUCACAUUUUUCACUUUCUUACCCGGAAAAAAAUUUUGAAUAAAAAUUGGGCCUGUAGAGGGUAAAACGUGGGACGGAAUGGCAAUCAAACACUUUGUAGGUCGAGUUUUGUCAAGUUGAUUUACCUUAAGUACAGGUCAAGUUGGAAAAAUGAGAUUUGGAAAACGAAUUAUUGUGUAAAAUGAACCUUCGUCCCUCUUAUGCCCCCUGAAGGUUUAAUUAUUACCUACAAUUUCUUUCCGUGUAGCAAAGAUAUUCCGAAACUCAAACUUAAUUUGGGCCUUGAAAAUCCAUUUUAAAUUGCAAAAUAUGACAUGAUAUUGAAUUUUUCCCCCGAAAUCUCCCUCGCCAUCGAAUGCCGCAGAUAUCCGGCUAAUUUGCCUCCGAUUUUUUAAAUACUUUUUUUCAAACUGAUUUGAAAAUAUGGGAAAGUAUUGUGACAAUCCGGGGGAUGGGUAAUUUGACACAGUGAAAGCACAAAUACACGGCAAGCUGGCCCACACAGAAGUGUGGAGGGCCUUCACUGGAGUUCAGUCGCAUGUGACAAAAUGAGGAAAAUUUGCCCACUGAAUAGUUGGGCAUCUGUUUUUCCCAGCAUUUUGACACUGGCCAGAUACAAAUCCCCGGAGAUGCCCACACGCGUCACCGAGACCCCCUAACGCCCCGAAAAUCUAUCACCACAAUUUUUCGCAUCCAAAUGUAUUUUAUUUUCACAUUUUUCCACAUUUUCGACGUAAAUUUUCAUUCAGUGAAACACAUUUCGAAAUACCUGGGACAUUAAACUUAAGAAUAGUCAUUCCUGAGAGUUCAAUUGAGUCCUUCGACUGAAAGUAGGUCAACCAUCGACGCAGUUUAUAGGCCCUCCAUAGUUUAUUAAGCCCUCUCCUUCCUCCCCCGCCCGCAGGGAAAGUACUUUCCAGUCUAUAAAUUCCUCUUGGAAUUAUGCCCCAAAAUUUAUUGUCCCUCCCGUCGACCAUCGUCUGGAAUGAUGCAUGUCUAUUCAAAUAUUACAGUGUCUCCAGUCAGUUUGCAUGGAAAGGGCAGAAUUCUGUAACCCCUUUGCCAUACCCCACACCAGGGAGCACUGUAAAUAAUUAUCAGUCCCCUUCAACAAUAGAAAGACCCCAAAGCCGUUUCGGUUAUGAAAUUGUAGAUCGUAAAGCUGACGGCUAACUUACUUCGUCAUGCCACUGUUCCUCAGGAGUUACCGAUAUUUGGGUCCUUUGGGUUGGAACGUCCCACGAGUCUCCCGUAGAAUGAACAAAGACAAAAAAUUUUUUACAAAUUUAUUGUAAUCCGGAGCCUUAAGAGAACAGGAAAAUCAUUGAUAAUUGUUUUAGGACCGAAGUGAUUGAUAUUGCAAAUUUUUCAAGUUCACCAAGUUCAAUGUUGACCUUGUAACUUAAUUAGGACGUGCUCCAUGAACAGGAGAGCCUUGUCGUCAAAAUAAUAAACAUAACAUCAUAAAUCGAUUAUUGUCCUGGAUUAAAGUGUAAAAACCAGGUGGGAUGAGAGGAAAAGGGACCGAUGGGGCUACUGCCCUGCUGUGUCACAUUCCACAUUGUAUAUCUCAGUUAUUACGCCUAAGUAUUUAAGUUUAAGUGCGACUUGGGCUCUUGUGUGUUCCUGGUCCCCUGAAAAUCCGAUAAUUUUCCCCGCCCCUCAGUUUAAUUAUAAAUGAAUGACAAAAAAAAAAUUUUCUCACUUCGAACUAAAAUCAUUUCCAUUUCUUUUUCAAGAAAAGAAAUGCAAAAUUGUAUUCUAACUUGAAAGUCAGUAUUUUCGGUUAGAGACACCGAAUUUUCUGAGAGUAAUUUCAGGGCCAAAUAGGGCACGUUAAGCUGAUGUAUUUAUUAAUUUAUGUGUUAAAAUGUUGACGAUUCUUUAAACAACUUUAUUUAGGGUAAUACGAGAGAAAGCUUUUUCGGGGCCCUUGGACUCUUCCGGGUCUUUGAGGAGAGGGGAAAAUCGCCACGAGUCUCUGACUCCUUACUUUUUAUGUUUUUACUGACUAGGAGAACAGUUAUAACUCGGUGGAAAGGUCGAAAUCUUAAUCGUAAAUAUUUUCUCCCGGGCUCUGGGUCGCCAGCUCUUUUCUCCAUUUUUUAUUGGUCAGGUACUACCGAAGGGUUUUUAACAGUAAAUUGUUCGGGGGGGAAAACAUUUUGCCAAAGAUUUUCAUUCGCUUGCCGCUCCAAGUGUUAGAAUUUUCAAUGUCUUGUUAAUCUUCACCAUUCAAUCCACUGCCCAUACCCAAAACCUUGGGGCCCGACCGAAUCCCGUAUUUGACUUAAAAUAUUUGCACUGAAAUUCUCAAAGCCCAGGAAGUAAUAUUUCCCCACAUGUUUGGAACUUAAUGCCUCUAAAACUUCGAGGAUUCCCGGGAAUUCAUUCAUUUUAAUGGUUGACAAUUCUUCAACAAAUUCCUGAGGAGAAUUGAGGCCCGAAAUACGAGCAUUCGUCACAAGGAAUAAACAAAGAAUCCUUUUGUACUUGAACUUUCGAGUGUCUGGCAUCACUCAAGAGAGUGUGGGGCCUUUGUUUCACUGGUGACGUUGACAAAACAAGUGCUCAGUCCCACUUUUCCACCCCGAGACGAUGAUUUUCACGCUGACACUGGUGCGAAGGACUUGUCUCCUGCUUUUUGAGUGUUUAUCGUUUUUUUUUAAGGGUAGAGGACUCAACACAUGACCAGUCACGCUGUCUGGGUUUUCUGGGCCACUUCGGAUAUCAGGAAAAUCAAUUCGAAUAGUUUGGGAAUUUUAAGUGCUUUUUUUCACUCUCAUAAACUUACCGGACCCUACCCUCCAUCUAAAUAUUCAUUUUAAUCCAUUGAUAAACGAAAAUUAAACGUCUCAGGAUGAACCGUAAUUCAGGAAACUCGGUCGGUCACUGGAGGUUCGUUUCCCUGUAAGACUCGAUGCUUCUGGCAAUUUCCUUCCUCAAAAUUGAACCGAAAAAAAUGGAAGGAACAAUUUGUCACGAAAUGGAAGACAUUCGGAAGGGAUAAAUCCCAGCCACAGUUAUUGCGGAGGUGGGGGAAAGGUUGGAGGGUUCUGUCUGGUCUGAUGGAGCUUGAAAACCGAAUUAACAACCCCCCGCCUGGGGCACGAGCGGCGCCUGUGUACACCAAACUCAUCUCCGCCUCCAUUAUAUUUGUCUUUGUAUGCUAAACGAUUUUCCGAGAUUACACCAGCACUGUAUAUGCAGAGCCCGAUGCACUCUGAUACUUGUGCUUUUUUUUUAAUCUCAAUUCAUGAAUAUUUUCGGGAACUGGAACUAUCGGUGCGCGGUAAAAACGAGUAUCUGACUUUUAAAAAAAUAAUAUAAAAUGGUAUAAAAUAAUAUAAAAGUAAUCAGUAAGAGAUAUUAAUUUUUUUAUAUUGUUCAGUGAUCAACGAUGAUGGUUUUUCCACCACUUGAAUCCUUUUUUUUAUUGUUAAAUCAAUGACAACUCGAUUUUUCAUACAUUCGGAAGACAAAAUCGAAUGUUCAUUGGUCGGAGAACCGGAUAUUUGUCAGCCGUCGAUAUGACGCGUGAGUCUACUAGUUAUUGGGCCGAUGAAAUGGUAAAUAACGGUGAUACAUCCGAACGGAAAUAUUAACUAGAUUGGUUAUCUCUCAGGUGACUGUGUGUCUCCGACUCAUAGAUUCGAUAAGAAUCAUUCAUUUCUGAACAUCAAAGUGGGCACCGAUUGCUAUCACCGAGUCUCCAUCGAUCCGCGAGCUUUUAUAUUUACCGGGAUUAAUAAUCAAUUGAGUAAUCGAUUUUGCGGGAGGGAUAUCAAGAAGCUACUGAAUCUUUCUUCGAUAUUCCGAGAAUAUCGAUAGCCAUCAAAUUCAUUAAGAAUUUUUCGCAAUUUAAAAACCUGUCGUUAAUUGUGAAUCAAUUUUCAGGAGAGAAUCGAGGGGCGUAACUUUUUUGUCGUUUCAAUAGUCAAUAGUUGUUGAAACGAUCGCAAUUUAAUUUGUUUAGAUGAUAAAAAAAUUCGGUGGUUUAUUUUUUUAAUGUUAAAAGAGUGAAUGUGUACUGGACAAGAUUCAGAAAUGAAAGUUAUGGUCGUUUUUAGUCUGUUCCAAUGAUCAGUUGGGGCGACUCGCGCAAAAAUCCAGAAGCCACUGGCUUAACAUAGUAUCCAGCUGUGGCGUGUUGUUGGCGCAUAAUGAGAUUGCUCUCUACCAUUAGCCCCACCACCAAAAAAAAAUUAAAAAGAGCUGAAAUCGAGUGGCCAACACUGACUGGUACAUUCCUACUCGAAACGUAAUUUUUCUUUAAUUUUACAGUCAACAAAAAAUUAAAAUAAUUCCAAUGAAUAAAUUAAAAUUCACUAAUUCCCUUGAGAAUCCUAAAUCCCCUUAAAUUAGGACUUCAUUGCCAUUACAUAAAAUUCAAAUUCCACCGAUUUUCCUCGUUAAAUCUAAUUACCGAUUUUUAACCGGAAAAUUCAGCCAAAUGUCUUUUCAACCGCCCGAUUUUCCGAUAAGACUGUCUCUGAAAAAUUCCUCCCAUUUCUCACCCCUCUCCCUCAACUCUAAAAAACCAAAUUAUCAUCCAAAAUGUCCAGAUGUCAAGAGCAUCAGGUUGCUGAUAACAAUCGCUAACAGCAGUCCUUCUGUCCCGAUAUAUAUUUUUUUCUCGACUUCCUCAUCGAGCGAUGAUGCCAACACCCGUGAAAGAUUUCUUUGACUCCCCGAAUGAAAAAAAAAAAUGAAAAAAAGUCGCUACACGACUGAUCGUCAAGUGUGCACGAACGGUGAGUUUAUCAGUGGUGUGAGAGAGUGCGAGGCUCCUGUUGAUCUCUGGAGAGUGUUUUUGGUUAAUGGUGAGGGGAGGGGGCGAUAGAUAUCUCACUCGUCGGCUCUCGUAAUAAUCGCUUCGGCCCAGCACAUUUUGCCGUCAUAAAUAAAUCGUCGUGAAAUAGUUCAAACAGAAUGGAUAACUGAUAAAAUGAAUGCCCCUUAUACUCAUUCUCGUCGUGUUUUUUUCCAUUUCUUUUUUUUUUCAUUUUUUUUUUCUCACUGGUGAGUGUUAGCUCCGGUGUCAUAAACAGAUACCGAGAUAAUGUGCGGUUACUGCGGUGGGAUGUUUAUCCAUUUGCCGUUGGGAAGUGAAAUUUAUCGAGCCAUCGAUUUACUGCGUUCGUCGAUCAAGAUCGUUCGACGAUUAAUAAAGAUCUUCGGGGAUUAUUAAAAAAAAUGGGGAGUAACGGACGAUCGUAUUGGUUUCUCCGAUUGUCCCUGACUCGCACCAAAAACAAAAUAAAUGAAUAACCUUGAAAGAAUUUGAAAUUUUUGAAAUUUCUUUACCGACUGAUAUUUUCAAUGACAGUUGUGAAUAGUGAGACGUCUGACACCGAACCCGGCCGGCAAUUUUUCCGUUAAAAUGGCACCAAAAAUCUAUAACUUUGGAAAUAAAAAUAUCUUUGAAGAUAUUUAUCUUCCCAUCAAACAAUCGUUCCUCCAUUUCCAUCAAAUCACAAUUACCCAUCCGCCCAGCAAUUCAAUUUUCCUCAAGUGAAUUGUCUCUAAUAACCCCUCCCCGUAAAAAAAAAAAUUAAAAAAUCGCCUUCGAGACAAAGAAGAAGUAGCUGGUGCGCGUCACCCGGUGCCUGGGUUCCCCUCCUCACCCGGGGCAGGUAGCGUCGCGACGCCCGUAGGGGCAACCGUUGAAGCCUCGUUCACUCAUUUCAGAAGCCCCGCCCCCCGUAUACCGAGCGCGCCCAACCGGGAGCGGGCAUUCCGACGAACAGGAGGAGGAGCCCUGGUGCCUCCCGUAGCCAGGGGUCUCCCUCGAUUACCACCACCAGACCCGGAGCUCAGCUUUUCCUCCACCUCAGUAUCGUCUCGAGUCUCGAGGAGAGCACCCCAACAAUUGUCCCCAAACAUAUCGCCCGAAAACUUUGAUUUUUAUCGCGUCAACUUCAGUGACCCCGAUCAUCAUCAUCUUGUACCACCCGUGGUUUCAUCAGUGCAGUUCAAUCAAUCAAGUGAUCAAGUGUCAAGUGUCAAGAACAAGACAAAACAGGUGCAAAAAAAUAAAAUGAUGGACACGGCCAAGAUGGAGCCGCUGACUCCCCCCCACACACCGCCCUCAGGCGCCCUCACACACGUGGGCUCACCCCACCGUUGGAUUCGCCAAAUGCCACCCCAUGGGCCACCUCCUCACCCGAAUUAUCACGCCACAAUAUUUGAUCAUUGGCUACGUGGUGCAGCGGUGAUGGCAGCUCGUGGCUAUUGUCCCCAAACACCACCUCAUCAUCAGGCGACUCUUCACCCCGGACUGUCAAUACCACCACCGGCGAGUUUUCUCACCAGACGUCUCCCCGGUCAGCGGCCCAAGAAACAAUUUAUCUGUAAAUUCUGUAAUCGCCAAUUUACAAAGAGUUACAAUCUUCUUAUUCACGAGCGAACACACACCGACGAGCGGCCAUACUCCUGCGACAUCUGCGGAAAGGCCUUCAGGAGGCAAGAUCAUCUUCGAGAUCAUCGGUACAUCCACAGCAAGGAGAAACCCUUCAAGUGCACGGAAUGCGGAAAAGGCUUCUGCCAGAGUAGAACCCUCCAGGUGCACAAAGCUCUUCACUUGGAACAAUCCCCUCACAAGUGUCCCGUGUGCUCCAAGAGUUUCAACCAGCGCAGUAACUUGAAGACCCACCUGCUGACCCACAGUGACGUACCCCAGGACCUGCGCGUGGAGCCUCAUGAUGCCAUGAUCCAUCCGCAGACAUAUGGCACCCCAAAACCACAAGCAAAAUUGGGCUUCACCAUAGAGGAUAUCAUGAGGCGUUAAGACAACGAGUCCUCCCGAUCCCAGGUGGAUCCAGGAGUCAGACCGGUGAUAAGGAGCCAUCUCCACUGUACAUAGCCAUCUAGAAUAUCUAAUUUAUUGUCAACCAGACUCCAUUUUCUCAUCUUGCGUCCUCCACCCUUGUCUCCCUCGACAUCCCCUCCACUUCCCCUCAUCUUGCGCCCUCCACCCUUGUCUUCCUCGACAUCCCCUCGACUUCCCCUCAUCUUGCGCCCUCCACCCUUGUCUCCCUCGACAUCCUCUCGACUUCCCCUCAUCUUGCGUCCUCCACCUUUCUCUCCCUCGACAUCCCCUCACGUCCCCGAGUCGUGCGAAAAAGUAAGUCUUCAGGGUCACCUCAGGUGCCUGAAAAUGUACUUUUUGGCACGAGAUAACCGUAACACUAGUGUAAGAAAAACUUUUCCUCCAUUCGUUUCUCAACCGGAAGUGUCAACUAAUUUGAAUUGCUAAGCGAAGGUGAUACAGGUCGAACGCGAAGUGCACAUGUCCAGGCAACACCAGAUGUUAUCUUCUUAGAAAUUAGGAUUUUUCCAUCAGAUAAUGUAGAAGAGAAAAAACCAAUCUUAUUUCUAAUCUUUUGUUCUCCAAUAUUUUGUCCCUCCCCAGCGAUCUGUAAAUAACCCCUGGUCACUUUGGACCACCCAUACUGUACAUACUCCACACCUCAUCCAUUAUCAAUCUUAUCAAAACCUUUUAGUCUCCUGUCCUCCGUUACCACUAAUUUAAAAGGGUGUAAAUAAUAGAUGUACAACGCCACCUCUGAAUGUACCAUAUUUCUUCGCUGUAAAUCGUCUUUAAAACUUAUUGAUGUUAGUGUAUAACUAAAAAAAAGUUUAAAAAAUUCAUGGACUUGAGUACCUACUUAAAAAAGUUACCAAAUCACUCCCGAAAAUGUGUGAUUCGAAAAACGAAUGUAUCCUUCGUGUUAUCAAUUAGCAUAGAUACCAAAAAUGUUAGUUAAAGGGAGGAUAAUCCUCACCCUAGUCUGUAUUAAAGAUUUAUAGUUUGUCUGGGAAAAUUAUUAAAAUGAAAAAGUGUUUGAAAAUC
This is a messenger RNA of Diachasmimorpha longicaudata, 16783 nucleotides long. It is a transcript of the gene odd, whose product is annotated as protein odd-skipped-like. Gene Ontology annotation, molecular function: DNA-binding transcription factor activity, RNA polymerase II-specific; RNA polymerase II transcription regulatory region sequence-specific DNA binding. Lineage: Eukaryota; Metazoa; Arthropoda; Insecta; Hymenoptera; Braconidae. The record is from RefSeq and is a predicted model, not a curated record. The transcript is spliced from 2 exons. Gene Ontology annotation, biological process: regulation of transcription by RNA polymerase II; embryo development; embryonic hindgut morphogenesis. Gene Ontology annotation, cellular component: nucleus. Bases 14969 to 15718 code for a protein of 249 amino acids.